Molecule: messenger RNA, 1158 nt
Organism: Talaromyces atroroseus
Lineage: Eukaryota; Fungi; Ascomycota; Eurotiomycetes; Eurotiales; Trichocomaceae
Product: Isocitrate dehydrogenase
Exons: 6
Coding region: 1-1158 (385 amino acids)
Biological process (GO): isocitrate metabolic process; tricarboxylic acid cycle
Cellular component (GO): mitochondrion
Molecular function (GO): isocitrate dehydrogenase (NAD+) activity; magnesium ion binding; NAD binding
Source: RefSeq, a predicted model, not a curated record
AUGAUCUCCGCGCGUGCUUUCGUUGCGCCCUCCCGCCAAUGCUUGCGGGGACUCCGCUAUGUUCCUACCCAAGCAUCUCCCUUUGCACAAGCUCGUGGCUACGCCGCUGCUGCCGAUAAGCGCGUCGGCGCAUUUAAGGGACAGAAAGGCCCCGAUGGAAACUACACCGUUACUCUAAUUGAAGGUGAUGGUAUCGGCCCUGAGAUCUCUCAGUCCGUUAAGGAUAUUUUUGCUGCGGCCAAGGUCCCUAUCAAAUGGGAGCCCGUCGACGUUACCCCCAUUCUUAAGGAUGGACGAACUACCAUCCCCGAUGAGGCUAUCCAGAGUGUGCAGAAAAACUACGUUGCUCUGAAGGGCCCUCUUGCUACCCCGGUCGGAAAGGGCCAUGUUUCACUUAACCUUACUCUGCGCCGUACCUUCAAUCUCUUUGCCAACUUGCGACCCUGCCGUUCCAUUGCUGGCUAUAAGACACCAUAUGACAACGUUGACACUGUGUUGAUCCGUGAGAACACGGAGGGUGAAUAUUCCGGAAUUGAACACGUCGUUGUUGACGGUGUCGUUCAAAGCAUUAAGCUUAUCACCCGGGAAGCUUCUGAGCGUGUCCUUCGUUUCGCUUUCCAACACGCACAGGCCUCGGGAAAGAACAAGGUUCGCGUUGUGCACAAGGCUACCAUCAUGAAGAUGUCCGACGGUCUUUUCCUCAACACUGCCCGCGAGGUUGCUAAGGAGUUCCCCGAAAUUGAAUUUGAUGCCGAACUCCUUGACAACACCUGCUUGAAGAUGGUCACCGAUCCUACCCCAUAUAACGACAAGGUUCUUGUUAUGCCUAACCUUUACGGUGAUAUUCUGUCCGAUAUGUGCGCUGGUCUGAUCGGUGGUCUUGGUCUUACUCCCUCCGGAAACAUUGGAGAUGAAUGCUCCAUCUUCGAGGCUGUUCACGGUUCCGCUCCCGACAUUGCUGGAAAGGGCCUUGCUAACCCCACAGCGCUCUUGUUGAGCAGUAUUAUGAUGUUGCAGCACAUGGGUCUCAACGAGCACGCUGCUCGUAUUCAAAAGGCUGCUUUUGAGACUCUUGCUGAAGGCAAGACACUUACGGGUGAUCUUGGAGGAUCUUCCAAGACCCACGAAUACGCCGGGGCUAUUAUCAAGCGUCUAUAA